This is a messenger RNA of Chelonus insularis, 1696 nucleotides long. RefSeq names its product evolutionarily conserved signaling intermediate in Toll pathway, mitochondrial (gene ECSIT). Bases 473 to 1651 code for a protein of 392 amino acids. Gene Ontology annotation, cellular component: mitochondrion. The record is from RefSeq and is a predicted model, not a curated record. Lineage: Eukaryota; Metazoa; Arthropoda; Insecta; Hymenoptera; Braconidae. The transcript has 2 exons. Gene Ontology annotation, biological process: innate immune response; cell surface receptor protein serine/threonine kinase signaling pathway.
UUUCCGGAUUUAUAUUUUGAUACGUAUAGUACAUUCAAAAUGGCAUCCUACGUUCAUUGAAAUGUGUUUUUAAAAACACAAAAAUAUUUAAUUUACUGUGAUACCUUCCCAUAAUUUAUUAGAUAUGCUAUUAUACAAAUUAUUCAAGAAUAUAAUAGAACAUAAUUAUUGAGUAUUCUUUUUAUUCAUUGUACUCAACAUCUUUUUGAGGUUAUACGAUUGUUGGUUGACUGAUCAAGUAAAACUUGAACAAAUUUAACAAUUAAAAACUAAUAAUACAAAAUAGCGAAGCAGAAAUUAUAAUCGGUUUUUUAAUUUUUAAAUCCUGUAUUUAAACAAUGUGUUUUAUGAAUAAUAAGAUAGGUUCGAAACUACCAGUUAUAAAUGAAACCAUUUUUUGAAGAUAUUUCUAGUUUCUUUUUAAAGAUUGGAAAUAAUAAUUUUGAAAUAGAAUAAAAAUUAAAAUUACAUCAUGUUACCAACAAUGAAAAUGAUAACUCCAAAAAAUUUACGAUCAAUGAUAGAAUUGAAUAGAAUUUUAAAAAAUGUUAGAACCUUCAAACCAACAAAUAGCAGAUACUACCACAUCACCAAUAGUUUAAAAUUUAAAGAUGUGAAUGAAGAAGACCAAAAAAAAUCAGUAGCUCUUUUUGAUGCUGCACACAUAUACCAUAAAAAGACAAAAGAAGCAUAUUUAGAUGUACUUCGUACGUACACUUCUGAACAAGACCGAAAAAUAGGACAUGUACGGUUUAUAUAUGCAGCAUUGCGAUAUAUGAAAGAAUUUGGAGUUGAAGAGGAUCUUGAAGCUUAUAAAGCACUUUUAGAUACUUUACCAAAAGGCAGAUAUGUGGCUAAAAGUUUAUUUAUGGCUGAAAUGUCGCAUUAUCCUCGAGAACAACAAUGUAUUAUAGAUCUUUUACAACAAAUGGAGGACAAUGGAGUAGUUCCGGAUCCAGAAAUGGAGCUCAUGGUAAUAAAUAUUUUUGGGCAAUAUGGAUUUCCAUUAAGAAAACUAAGGUCCAUGGCAUAUUGGCAAGGAAAGUUUAAAAAUAUAAAUCCAUGGCCAAUUCCUCGCCCUCUUCCUUCAAGUACACUUGAAAUUGCUAAAAUAGCUAUUCAAAAAAUUGCCAGUGUUGACGUAACAAGUGUAAUUACUGUUUUUAAUACUGAGGAUAUAAAAGAUUCCAUUGAUAAGACUUGGAUUGUAUCGGCAUCAAGUCCAGACCAAGAACAUUUAAUCGCUUCACAUCCUACAGAUGUUCCUGCUUAUGUAGAAGGUCCAAAUAGAAUCUGGGUGGGGAAAAUAUCUGUUGAUUAUUUUAUUUUAUAUACUGAGCCUACCAAACGACCUCCAGAAGAAGAUAUUGACAAUGAUGAUGUUUCAAAUAUGGAUAUUUCUUUGUGGAGAAGGGCGAAGAAAAAGUUAGUACAUAGACGUAGUAUACAUGAACAAGACAAAAUGACAAUUUUCGGAGUUUGUGCAACUGGAACGUCUACAAAAGAUUCUCUGUUAUCUUGGAUUCGUUGCCUACAAAUUAGAAAUCCUGCUCUUGAAAAGAUUCCCAUCUUAUUUAAAUUUAGAAGUCAAGAAGAGCUGCAACGGAUUGCAUCUGGAAUAGAAAAAGAAACUAAAAAAAUAGAAGGAUAAUAUAGGCUGUAAUUUUUGUAAAUAAACGUAAAUUCAUAGUAAAAA